AUGGAUUGCAGUAGCAGCAGCAUUAAUAUUCAACUUCGUCGUCUGCUGCUUUUUAUAUUCUUAUUGUCGAGGUUCAGUUCAUGCAAUCCUAUUAUUAAUGGAGAUCCCAUUCCCAACGAGCGUUGCAAAGAGGUGGAGAGGAAGGCACUUCUCAAGUUCAAAGAAGGUAUCAAUCAAGACCAUGCUGGACGGCUCUCUUCUUGGACGACUGGCGAAGAAGAAGAUUGUUGCAGAUGGAGAGGGGUCGGUUGCAGUAACAGAACUGGACAUGUGGUCCACCUCAACCUCCGCAACCCAAUUCAACUUCCACAAUAUGAUGAUGAUGACGAGGUUAUGGAAGCGUUCAUGAGGUCAUGCUUGAGCGGUGAGAUAAACCCUUCUUUGCUAAACUUGAAAGAUUUGAAAUACAUGGAUUUGAGCUCGAAUAAUUUUGGGUUCAUUCAUAUCCCAAACUUCCUUGGUUCAUUCCAGAAGUUGAGGUACCUCAAUCUCUCCCAUUCAUUCUUUGCUGGCACAGUUCCUCCUCAACUUGGAAACCUAUCUACCUUGCAUCACCUAGAUCUUUCUUCUUUAGAAAAUGACUUCUAUUCCUUUAGUGAGAGUGAGAAUCCUUAUGGGUUGUUGCGUGUAGACAACUUGGACUGGAUCUCCCGUCUCUCUUCUUUGGAGUCCCUCAAUAUGGGAGUCGUCAACCUUAGCAACACGGCAGAUCAUUGGUUACAAGCUUUUAAUAAGCUUUCUUUGCUUCGGGAAUUAAAGUUGCCUUCUUGUGAACUCGGAAGACUUCCUUCUUCUCAGCCCCUUCCAUCAUCAAUUGCUAAUUUUACAUCCCUUUCGGUGCUUGAUCUAUCUUGGAACAACUUUAAUAAUUCCUUUCUACCACAUUUGUUGUUAAAUAUGAGCAACCUUGAAGAUCUUGAUCUUAGCGGAAAUCAACUCAUCCUUAACUUCUCUUAUUCCAACAUUGUUAGUAGUAUUCAUAGUGGAGGUGGUGGAGAUGCAUCUUAUAGCAGGACAGCUGGAAGCGUCCUCCAGGUAGGAAGUCUAUGGAAGUUGCGUAGGCUGGAUCUGUCAUACAACAACGGUGGUGGGGGUGAUGUGGGUGCACUUGUAGAUGGUUUGUCUGGAUUCAGUAACAAGAGCCUGGAGAUUUUAGUUUUGAGUUAUACUGAGCUAAGUGGGCAUUUGCCUAUAUCAAUUGGACGCUUCUUGUCCUUGAAACAAUUGGAUCUCUCUGAGAAUCAAAUAAGUGGGCACAUUCCUGAUGAAAGCUUCGGACAACUCUCAAAUUUGGUCUCUUUAUCUCUCUCUGAUAAUCAAAUGAGUGGGCCCAUUCCUGAAAGGUUCGGACAACUCUCAAAUUUGAUCUCUUUGGAUCUCUCUGGAAAUCAAAUAAGUGGGCCCAUUCCUGAAAGCUUCGGACAACUCUCAAAUUUGGUUUCUUUAUAUCUCUCCUAUAAUCAAAUAAGUGGGCCCAUUCCUGAAAGCUUCGGACAACUCUCAAAUUUGGUCUCUUUAUAUCUCUCCUAUAAUCAAAUAAGUGGGCCCAUUCCUCAUGAAAGCGUAGGACAACUUUCAGAGUUGGUCUCGUUGGAUAUAUCGGGGAAUUAUUGGGAGGGUUCAAUUUCAGAACAUAUUUUUACAAAACUAACAAAUCUGAAAGAAUUAUUAAUAUCUUCAUUUUCUAGAACCAACAAGUUAGUUUUUUAUGUGAGACAAGAAUGGGUUCCUCCAUUUAAACUUCAUUCUUUGGAACUGUUCGACUUUCAAAUGGCAGACCCUAAUAAGUUUCCACAAUGGCUUAGAACUCAAAAUCUACUUACCUCUUUAACCCUCAGGAAUGUUAGUAUUUCAGAUACCAUACCAGAAUGGCUUUGGAAGUCAUUCUCCUUGGUGCACUUGGAUCUCUCUAGAAACAGACUACGUGGUACCGUGCCAAGCGUUAGAAAGGAGGUGUCGGUGGACUUGAGCUCCAAUUGCUUAGAAGGUCCUCUCCCUCUAUGGUCUGCUAAUUUGGACUCCCUAUCCCUUCGAGACAAUUUAUUUUCAGGGCCAAUUUCUUCCAAUUUUGGGCAAACAAUGCCAAUUUUGUCUCAGUUAGAUCUUUCAAACAAUCAUUUAUCUGGAGGAUUGUCUUCUAUCAAUUGGAAGGGUUUGCAAAGAUUGGAAAUUCUUGAUCUAUCGAACAACAACUUAUCUGGUAAAAUUCCAAGUUCGAUAGGUUUCCAUCUGCCAUCCCUUGAAAGAUUGAUAUUCAGCAACAACAAUUUUUAUGGGGAGCUUCCAUCGUCUCUGAGAUAUUGCACAUCUUUGGUUAGUCUUGACCUUAGCAAUAAUAACUUCUCCGGAAUCUUACCAACAUGGAUUGGAGAGAACCUACUUCAUCUGGCGAUGCUAAAUCUGCAAGCAAACUCAUUCACUGGAAAAAUUCCUCAACAGCUAUGUCGUCUUAAAUAUCUUGGCAUCUUGGUUCUAGCUCAAAACCAAUUUUCAGGAUUCAUUCCAACAUGUUUUGGCAAUUUGAGUGGUUUUAUUGAUGGAGAGAGAUAUGGGUAUCAAUAA
Telopea speciosissima is the source of this 2562-nucleotide messenger RNA. Its product is annotated as receptor-like protein EIX2. Lineage: Eukaryota; Viridiplantae; Streptophyta; Magnoliopsida; Proteales; Proteaceae. The coding region runs from base 1 to 2562 and encodes 853 amino acids. The transcript has a single exon. Gene Ontology annotation, molecular function: protein binding. The record is from RefSeq and is a predicted model, not a curated record.